Molecule: messenger RNA, 333 nt
Organism: Fukomys damarensis (Damara mole-rat)
Lineage: Eukaryota; Metazoa; Chordata; Mammalia; Rodentia; Bathyergidae
Product: tripartite motif-containing protein 64-like
Exons: 2
Coding region: 1-333 (110 amino acids)
Source: RefSeq, a predicted model, not a curated record
AUGCUAUCACGCGUGCAGGGCUAUUAUCAGACUCCAGAAUUCAAAACCGACACUGUCCUCAACAACCUGGCUUCCUGCAUCAAACAGGCCAGACCCACACAUGCGACUAGCUCUGGGAAGCAGAUCUGUGUAGCACACAGGGAGGAAAAAAGGAUCUUCUGUGAAAAGAACAAUUAUAGACUUUCCACCAACUCCCCAUACUUCACUUUUUAUCUUCAAAGGCCUGUGGGUCAGGUUCGAGUAUUUCUGGACUAUGGCAAUGAGUCUGUGAGCUUCUGUGAUAUUUUCAAUGCUUCCCUCAUAGAUAGCUUCCCUUUUACCUCCUUCCCCUGA